This is a messenger RNA of Echinops telfairi (small Madagascar hedgehog), 1138 nucleotides long. RefSeq names its product suppressor APC domain containing 2 (gene SAPCD2). The transcript is spliced from 7 exons. NCBI's taxonomy places the organism in Eukaryota, Metazoa, Chordata, Mammalia, Afrosoricida, Tenrecidae. Bases 1 to 795 code for a protein of 264 amino acids. The record is from RefSeq and is a predicted model, not a curated record.
AUGAUGCCCCCAGGGCUCCUUAGCCAGUACACACCACGCACCGUGCUGGAGCGCAAGGCCCUGCCGCCCGGCGUCCGCAGCCUGGAGCGGCUCUGCGGCCAGCCUGAGCGGGCGACCCGGCCGGCCGAGCCGGAGCGCAGCCCGAACGCAGACCAAGGCAGAGUGCCCUGCAGGGCUGCGGAGGCGGACUCGGGGAACGGCCGGCGGCCCCCACGUGCCCAAGGGGGACAUCGGAGGCACACGAUCACCAACGGCGUGGACUGUGAUGUGCUGAAGCAGCUCCAGGAGCUGGAGCAGGAGAAGGAGGUGCUGCUUCAGGGCCUGGAGAUGAUGGCGCGUGGCCGCGACUGGUACCAGCAGCAGCUGCAGCGCGUGCAAGAGCGCCAGCGCCGCCUGGGCCGGGGCAGGGCUGCCAACCCUGCUGCAGCCACCGACUCCGGGGCUGAGAGGAGCCCCCUCUCACUGGGACAGCUGCUGCCCAAAGUGCAGGAGGUGGCCAGGUGCCUGGGGGAAUUGCUGGCUGCGGCCUGUGCAGGCGGAGGGGUCCCCACAGAGCACCCCGAUAGGGCUCUGCCCUCAUCCUCGGGGGCCCCGGGGCCCAGCACUCUGGCCACCCCCUGGCCCGAACAGACCAUCCUUAUGCUGAAGGAGCAGAACCGCCGCCUCACUGAGGAGGUCACGUCUAAGAGUGAGCGCAUCACCCAGCUGGAGCAGGAGAAAUGGGCCCUCAUCAAGCAGCUGUUUGAGGCCCGCAGCCAGCAGGAGACGGGCCCCCUGGAUGCCACCUUCAGCUAGCCUCUGCCAGCAGACUGGCUGUGCCCUGGCCUGCCCCAAGCCCAGGCCAAAGACCCUUCAACUUGGACAGAGGCCUGGAACGGGAUGCCCCCUCCUUUCCCACCCACCCUGGAAUGGCCUACCCCCAGCCUAGCACCAGGGGUCUUGGCCUCAGGAGUGGGCCCUUGAAGGGGGGCGAGGGCUGCCAUCAAGCCUGAAGCUGCUACUGCCACGUCUGUUACCCGUCACAGGCAGCCCCUGGGCAGGAAAGGGCUGUGGCAGCUCCACCCCUAAGUUUACAGCUGCCCCUUCCCCCUGAGCCUGGGGUCCUAGCUCUGGUCUCUAGUAAAAGUACUGGUCCCAC